CUUUUUUUUCACCAUCGUUCCCCACUUUUUUUUACUACUUUUUUUCCUUUUAUUGUAUAUCUUCCUUGUAACAUAUCAUCUUUUUUUUUCUGCUUCUUUAUUCAUUACUAUAUUUUUGGGUCUACGUUCUGUUCCAUAUUACUCGAUAACAGGAUAUUAGACUUUUUUUUUUUUAAAUAACACGCUCAUUCCGUUCGGUUCCUCGCUUUCGACUCGUUUUCUCGAUCUUUUUAUCUUCCUUUUUUUCUUCUUCGAAAAUUCAGCCUUAUUCCGUAGUCAUUAAAUGGUUAACACGACCCAUGACCUGACCCGGCCCACGGAAGUGGAAGAAUCCGGCGAACGGCGCUUCCAAACGGAAGAAGAGAUCCUGGCAUCUUUUGGUUACAAACAAGAAAUGAAAAAAUCAAUGGGCACCAUGUCAAACUUUGCCGUGGCCUUUGGAUGUUGUUCGAUUCUUUCGGGUUUAACACCGAUGUGGGGUGACGCCAUGAUGUCUGGCGGAUCCAUCUCUAUUAUUUGGGGUUGGAUUCUCGUGUCUAUCUUUACGUUUGGUGUAGGCCUGUCACUGGCUGAAAUUUGUUCAGCUUAUCCAGUGACAGGUGGUCUCUAUAUCUGGGUAUCACGUCUUGCCCCUCCCGACUGGGUGCCGAUCUCCUGCUGGUUGACAGGAUGGUGUAACUGGUUAGGUCUGACCGUGGCCAUCACCUCAGCUGAUCUCGGUCUUGCCCAAUUUUUGGCUUCCGUGAUCGCUAUCAAGGAUGAAAAUUAUGAUGCUGGCAUCUAUUGGCAAUACGGUAUUUUUCUUGUGAUUGCCGUUAUUCACGGUCUCAUCAACUCGAUCAGCGUCAAAUACAACGGUUUCUUCAAUCAAGCCUCUCUAUAUUGGCAUCUGAUCGGUACCUUGAUGAUCAUCGCCGUCGCGCUCGCCUUGACUCCCAACAAACCAACCGCUCAAUGGGUGUUUACCUAUUUCGAAAACGAUACUGGAUUUUCCAACAACGGCUACGCUUUUCUUAUCGGUCUUUUGCAAUCGCAGUACACUCUUUCCGGCUUUGACAGCGCGGCUCACAUGUCCGAAGAAACUCGUGACGCUGCACGAAGUGCCCCCAAGGGUAUUUUGUACGCCAUCGGUACCGCCGCCAUCGUCGGCUUCGCUUUCUUAUUGUCCGUCAAUUUCUGCGUCCAAAACUUCCAAGUCCAAGUCGUCGAAACGUCCAUCAAUCCCCAGAUGACCAAGGUCUUCCUUGACGGUGUCGGCUACAAAUGGACCGUCGUUUUCAAUGUCAUUAUCAUGGGCGCCAUGUUCUUUUCCGGCUCGGCGUUGACGCUGGGUAGUUCUCGCAUGGUAUAUGCUUUUGCCAGAGACGGUGCGAUGCCUUUCAGCAAAUAUCUCAGCUACGUUAACCGCAAGACCCAGACACCGGUCUAUGCCGUGUGGGGUAACGUCAUCUUUGCCAUCAUUGUCGGUUUGCUUUACAUCGUCAACACGACCGCUUUCAAUGCUAUUGUGUCCAUCAAUACCAUUGCAUCGUCCUUGGCCUACUUUAUUCCCAUUUUCCUUCGAUUAACCGUCGCUCGCAACAAGUUCCAACGCGGCCCUUUCCACCUCGGUCCCUUUUCCGACGUUAUCAAUAUCACCAGCUGUUUCUGGAUUUUAUUCACAUCCAUUUUGUUCAUCUGUCCCACUGAAUAUCCUGUUACUGCCGAAAACAUGAACUACGCCUGUGCUCCACUUGUCUUCGUGCUUGGUGGCUCUGUGAGCUACUACUAUUUCCGUGCCAAGAAGUGGUUCACUGGUCCUGGUAACAGCUUGAAGGAAGACCCACAGCUGAAAGAUUCUUCCGAAUUUCACUACGACAGCAAGCCGUCUUCGGGUGAUAACACUGUCAAUCACUCUUCCACCGCCCUUGAUGAAAAAACCGAAGAAGCCACCGGUGUCCAGAUUGACCAAGUUGAACGACUCUAAUUUUAUCUCCUUUACUCUUCCCCUCCUCCCUUCUUCCAUUUUAUUUCGAUUCCUCCUUCUAGAUUAACUUUCUAUUUCUUGUAUCUUGGAAAGCUGAUAGAUUUUUCAAAAAGCGGAACAGAAUUCCUCUAAAGUCUUUCGUCUAUCGCUUCACUUGCUGUAUGUUUAUAUCCGAUUUGUAUGUAAAUACAUUCAAAAUUCUAUUAUCUUCAUUGUUAUGACUUUUUUCCAUGCAUGCAAAUAAUUCUCUAAGACUAUCAUUAAGAUCAUCAAUCGCAUAUACCAUACAAUGGUGCUCUGUUGAUAAUAAAUUCAAGGCCAAAACGGG
Radiomyces spectabilis is the source of this 2294-nucleotide messenger RNA. RefSeq names its product amino acid permease-domain-containing protein. Bases 284 to 1966 code for a protein of 560 amino acids. Gene Ontology annotation, cellular component: membrane. Lineage: Eukaryota; Fungi; Mucoromycota; Mucoromycetes; Mucorales; Radiomycetaceae. The transcript has 3 exons. Gene Ontology annotation, molecular function: transmembrane transporter activity. The record is from RefSeq and is a predicted model, not a curated record. Gene Ontology annotation, biological process: transmembrane transport.